UUUCUCUCGGCUUGCUCCCUUCUCGAUCUCGUCCCCUCCUCCCCUGUUACAGCACACCUGCUUUCUCUUGGCGGCACGCAUUCUCACAGUGCUCAGCUCUUUGGCCUGCCGCGCUGCAGCUAUACUCCAUCCCUCUCUGGAUUUUCGGCUGCUCGUCUUUCUCCCCAGUUCCUGCAGACGGCACAGGUCCGUGACAGCAUGAGGUUGGCCUGUCUUACCCUGCUCCUGGUGUCUGUGUGCUGGGCUCUGCCCUUCCGUCAGACUGGCUUUUUGGACUUCAUGAUGGAGGAUGAGGGCCCUUCAGGUUUCGGGCCUACUACGAUUGCACCUAGCAAAGUACUUCCUGAACCUGAAGUGCCUCUUGGACCAGUUUGCCCCUUCAGGUGCCAGUGCCAUCUGCAUGUUGUUCAGUGCUCUGAUCUAGGGAUGAAAAAUGUUCCUGAGAAUAUCCCAUCAGACACCCACCUGCUGGACCUGCAAAACAACAAGAUUACAGAAAUCAGAGAGAACGACUUCAAAGGCCUCAAAGGACUUCAUGCUCUCAUCCUGGUCAAUAACAAGAUCACCAUUAUCCAUGCCAAGGCUUUGGCUCCUCUGGUCAACCUUGAAAGGCUUUACCUGUCCAAGAAUAUGUUGAAGGACAUUCCCAACAAUAUGCCGAAGACAGUCCAGGAACUCCGCAUCCAUGAGAACCAGAUCUCCAAAAUCAAGAAGGCCUCCUUCACUGGCAUGGUUAAUGUCAUUGUUAUGGAGCUUGGAUCCAACCCUUUGACCAGUUCGGGUGUGGACGCAGAUGCUUUCAAGGAUCUGAAGAGGGUUUCUUACAUCCGUAUUGCUGAUACCAACAUUACCAGCAUCCCCAAAGGUCUGCCCACCUCUCUGUCAGAGCUCCAUCUGGAUGGGAACAAGAUCACCAAGGUCACUGUUGACAGCCUGAAAGGUCUCAAACACUUGGCCAAGCUUGGUCUGAGCAAUAAUGAGAUCGCUGUUGUAGAGAACGGGACUGUGGCUAUGAUGCCACACUUGAGGGAGCUCCACCUUGAGCACAACCUUUUAACUAGUGUGCCUGCUGGUCUCUCUGACCACAAGUACAUCCAGGUCAUCUAUCUUCACUCUAACAAAAUAGCCAGUGUGGGAACGGAAGACUUCUGCCCUCCCAGCUUUAACACCAAGAAGGCCAUGUAUUCCGGCAUUAGUCUGUUCAGCAACCCCGUUUCGUAUUGGGAGAUCCAGCCCAUCACCUUCCGCUGCGUCUUCGACCGUUCUGCUGUUCAGCUGGGCAACUACAGGAAGAAAUAGGACGACUAGUCUGAGUGCCUGACCACUGUCCUUGUCCCAUCCCCUCCCCCCCGCCCCUCCUUUCCAAAGCACCUCAAGUGUGUAAUUCGAUUCGAAUGUCGUAACUCAGAUGACUCAAAAUGUGUUCUGGGUAUACUGAAAAAGGCACACAGCAGGCAAUACUGGGCACUAAUCUCACAUAAUCGAGUAAUUAACAGUAACGACGUCAAGUAUCUUACACAUUACAUGUUACAAAAAGAAAUAGCUAAACACAUAUCAGGCUUUGUUCCUCAUAAUUUUUUUUCUCCUGUGCAUCCCUAUAGCACUACUAGAACCUUGUGUUAAGUGAAAGAGCAUAAUUAUAGAGGUAUUAUUGGUUAAAAAAAAAAAAAAACAUGACCACUUAGGAUAAAUAAGUGCACAUAGACAUAGUCCUUCGGUUCAAAAGAAUGUGGUCUAUUCAUUUUUUUGUGCACACAAAGAAGAUCCACUCCUAGCCCCUUUCUGGAUCUUUGGGACUUUUCUAAAUUGACACGACGGGCCUGCUGAGCGGGCAGCGAAAGGAUCAUUUGCUCCACAGUACCAGGAAAAAGAGCUGAUAUACUACAGUAGGUGCAGUCAUCUACUAUUACCUGUAUAGCAGUAGUGUUCAGCAAGUACUGUUAGUAAUAAUAAUAAUAAUAAUAAUAAUACAGGCAUCGUGCUCAAAUUUUCCAUUUUAUCCAUUUUUUUUCAUUUAUUUUCUUAGUAUUCAUUUUAAAUAGGAGGUACAAAGAAUUGUCACAUUACAGUAUUUUAUUUUCCUCCUCUUGCUUCAGAUGUGUUUUUGUCUUGUUUGUCUGAUCGUUUUUUUGAAACUAAGCUACCAUUUCACAUAUGGUAGGAAAAAAGCUCUUUAAGAGAUAUAAUAAACUCUAUUGUUAUUUUAACGGAAGCAAUUUCCAAAGA
Molecule: messenger RNA, 2226 nt
Organism: Clarias gariepinus (North African catfish)
Lineage: Eukaryota; Metazoa; Chordata; Actinopteri; Siluriformes; Clariidae
Gene: dcn
Product: decorin
Exons: 8
Coding region: 199-1299 (366 amino acids)
Molecular function (GO): protein binding
Source: RefSeq, a predicted model, not a curated record